This is a messenger RNA of Mycena citricolor, 3626 nucleotides long. The record is from the annotation of a GenBank genome assembly. Lineage: Eukaryota; Fungi; Basidiomycota; Agaricomycetes; Agaricales; Mycenaceae.
GGUCUUCCGACAAGGCCUUCUCAAGGGCCCCUUCGCCCCACCCAUUUGGAUAGCAGCAGCGAUGGCCUCCUUCAACGGCCAUUCGAUGGCUUCUGGAUCCCAUCCGUCCGACUACGAUAUCGUCUCCCGGUACGCGGCAGCGCAUCCGGAGCACCCUGCGGCGUCAGCCGCCGGGGAAAUACUGUUAUCAGGGGAGGAGGGAGGUCACACGAGCAGCACUAGACGGCCUUCCAAGCCUACCAUGGCCCCACCAAGCACUGCACGACGCAGCACACCGACUGAAGAGACGCCCCUGUUACAUCCGCGGUCUGCGUCUCCCCAGAUUCGCGAGAACAACGACGACAGUAACGACAAUGACGACGAUAAUAAUGCUAGUGGUGGUUAUGACAUGUAUAUCAGCGAACUCAAGACGCUGACCAAGUACUCGUUGCCUGUAUUCGGGACGCAUUUACUCGAGUAUUCUCUGAUUAUUGCUCCCGUGCUGAGCAUCGGACACCUGUCCACGACGGCGCUGGCUGGCAUAACUCUGGGCUCGAUGACGGGCAGCGUGUCGGGCUUCUCGAUCCUGCAGGGUCUGGUGAGCGCCCUGGACACACUGCUGCCGCCCGCGUGGACGUCGCCGCAGCCCAACCUGGUGGGUCUGUGGUCCCAGCGGAUGGGCGUGGUGAUGGCAGCAAUGCUAAUUCCGAUGUACUGCAUCUGGUUCAAUGCCGAGGUGAUUCUGCUCGGCCUGAAGCAAGAUCCCGAAGUGGCGCACCUUGCCGCGCUCUACCUGCGCUGGGUGUCCUUGGGUCUUCCUGCUUAUGCGUUCAACCUUGUCAGCCGGCGGUAUUUCCAGUCGCAGGGUCUGUUUGCAGUGCCCACGCGGAUCAUCUGUAUCGUGGCGCCGAUCAACGCUGCGCUCAACUAUCUGCUAGUGUGGGGCCCCGAGCCGAUCCGCCUGGGCUACAUCGGCGCGCCGAUUGCGACUGCGUGUGCGUUCAAUCUGGUGUGCCUCAUGAACAUCGUCUACGGGGUCUUCAUCGCGCCCAAAACGGCGUGGCAGCCGUUCUCGCGCCGCAGCUUCACGAGCCUCGGGAUUGUGCUCAACCUCGGCCUGGCCGGCGUCGGGCAGACCGCGUCCGAGUGGUGGGCGUGGGAGCUGGUUGCGCUCGCUGCGGCGCUAAUCAGCCCGGCUGCGCUUGCGACGCAGUCGAUCCUUUUAUCCUCGGCUUCGACGACGUAUCAGGCCCCGUUUGCGUUGAGCGUCGCUACCGCAGUUCGCAUCGGAAAUCUUCUCGGAGAGCUGGAUGCGGUGCGGGCCAAGGUCGCGGCCCACACCGCCAUCCUCAUGGCGUUGGUGUUGAGCUUGGUAUUCAGCACGAUGUUUAUGGUCUUCCGCAAUCGCUGGGCGUAUUUGUUCAACGAGGAUCCGGAGGUCGUCGGAAUGGUCGCCCAGCUUCUCCCCCUGGUCGCGCUGUUCCAAGUCUUUGAUGGCCUUGCCGGUGUCACAGGUGGGAUUCUGCGCGCCAAAGGAAAGCAGAUGACCGGUGCUCUUCUCAAUCUCAGUGCCUACUACGUCAUUGGCAUUCCAUUCGGCAUCUGGCUCGCAUUCAGCUGGAACAUGGGCCUCCCUGGGCUCUGGAUCGGGCUCACCGUGUCCCUUGUCUACUGCGCGUUCUUUGGGACGCUGCUAUGUGUGCGGUCUGACUGGAACCACGAGGUCGACAAGGUUGUCAAAAGGAACGAGGCGGAGAACCGCGAUAAGGCGGCCAGUGCAGAGGCGGGGCAGAUCCAUUGAUCUACAGUAGUAGCGAUGAGAUAUAUAUGCUCAUCAAGAACUCUGUAAUGAAUUGACGGCAUUCAUGUUGAGUAGGUGCUAUUCCAGUGUGCUCAUAUCGAUCUCGACCUCGAUGCGAUAGUUCGUCUCAGUCGGUACCAAGUAAGGGACGAAUCUCAUGAUGUGUCAUCACGUUCAUACUGCGGGCGAGGCUUCUUCGGAUCCUUUCUGCCACCCCCACUAUUUAUCAGCGCGCUCGUCUGCUCUCACACACGCAACGUGAUGAAGUCGAGGGUGUUUCUGCGCAACGCGACACUGAAGAAGGCCGGACGGACACUCUCCCUCUCCCGCCGUCCCAGCGCGAUCGGACGGGCGGACGGACGGAAGACGAGCCAAUGGAGACGAGCCCGCUGCUUGGGCAGGCUGAACGGCGCGAAAAACGCGAGACGCGGCUGCGGGGGCGGCGCCGCUACGCGUCCGAAUUUCGGUUCCUCGCGCGUGCAUCACUGCCGAUCUUCGCAACGCAUCUGCUGGAACACAGCGUGGUCAUCGCGCCGGUGCUCAGUAUCGGGCAUCUCGGGACCAUCUCGCUGGCUGCGUUCAGUCUCGGCUCGAUGACGGCGGGUGUGACGGGGUACUCGAUCAUGGAGGGACUGGUCACUGCGCUCGACACGCUGCUGCCCCCCGCAUGGACGUCCGGGGAGCCGAGCUACGUCGGGCUGUGGACACAGCGAAUGGCUGUUGUCAUGGGGCUGGCGUUAAUUCCCAUUCUGGGGAUAUGGCUGAAUGCGGAGGGGCUUCUGCUCCGGCUGGGGCAGGAUGCGGAAGUCGCGCGUCUGGCGGGCGUAUACUUGCGCUACGCCGCUUUCGGUCUGCCGGCGUACAGCUUCAACAUCAUAUCCAGGCGUUACUUCCAAUCCCAGGGACUGUUUACGGUGCCGACUAGGAUUGUGUUUGUCGCAGCGCCUGUGAGCGCGUUCCUCAACUGGCUUCUGGUAUGGGGUCCUCCGAAUGUCAGACUCGGCUUCAGCGGGGCACCGAUUGCGACGUCGUCCGCGUUUACGCUUGUGAGUCUGAUGAACAUCGGAUACGGCGUGUUUCUCGCGCCGAGGACGGCCUGGCGCCCCUUCUCCGCCGAGAUUGUGGACAUCAAAGGACUCGGCCUGGCGCUCAGACUAGGAGUGGCCGGUGUCGGACAGAUGGCGUCGGAGUGGUGGGCGUGGGAGUUGAUGACCUUGGCUGCUUCGCUACUGGGCCCCACCGCCCUGGCCUCGCAAUCGGUCCUGCUCUACACCACGACGAUGACGUAUCAGGCCCCGUUCGCCGUCAGCCUGGCGGCGGCCACGCGCAUCGGCAACCUCCUCGGUGAGACAGACGCGUUGCGGGCCAAGAUCGCCUCGCGCGUGGCGCUAGGGUCCGCGUUUGGCCUGGGGUUGAUACCGAGCACGCUGCUGAUGACGUUCCGGCAUUCGUGGGGUCGGAUUUUCAACGAUGAUCCGGAGGUUCUGCAGCUGGUCGCCAGUGUUUUGCCGCUGCUUGCUCUGUUCCAGGUGUUUGAUUCAGUCAAUGGAGUUGCGUCAGGCAUCAUGAGAGCCAAGGGUCGACAGAUGACGGGUGCACUGCUCAAUCUUAGUGCUUACUAUAUCCUUGGCCUCCCGAUCGGAUGUCUCCUCGCUUUCAAGAUGCACAUGGACCUGCACGGGCUCUGGCUCGGGCUGACCGUGUCGCUGGUGUACUGCUCGCUGAUCGGGGCGUGGAUGUGUCUCAAAACAGACUGGGUGAAGGAGGCCAAGCGGGCGGUCGCUAGAUCCGUGUAAAAGUUGUCUACAAAAGAGCCCUCCAAAAUAAUCAUAUGAUCAUGAUAUUG